AUGGGCUUGAGCGCCGCAGUGUACCGCGCGGUGCGGCGCAAGGGCUACCAGGUGCCGACGCCAAUCCAGCGGCGAACCCUGCCGAUGGUGCUGGCGGGGCAGGACGUGGUCGCCAUGGCGCGCACUGGGUCCGGCAAAACGGCGGCGUUUCUCAUUCCCAUGAUCGAGCGGCUCAAGGCGCACUCGAACACGGGCGGGAUUCGCGCCGUGAUUCUCUCUCCUACGAGAGAGCUGGCGCUACAGACGUUCAAGUUCACCAAGGAGCUGGGGAAAUUCACCGACCUGCGAGCAGCCGUGCUGGUGGGAGGAGACAGCAUGGAGGGGCAGUUCGAGGCGCUCUCGCGCAACCCGGACAUUCUCGUCGCGACACCUGGCAGGCUCAUGCACCAUCUUGCUGAGGUGGAGGGUAUGAGCCUGAAAUCCGUGGAGUAUGUUGUUUUUGAUGAGGCUGACCGGCUUUUUGAGAUGGGGUUUGCAAUUCAGCUGAAGGAAAUUUUGCGCGGCAUGCCCGAGUCGCGCCAGACGCUGCUUUUUUCGGCCACGCUGCCCAAGAUGCUCGCGGAGUUCGCCCGGGCAGGUUUGCGGGAGCCGCAGCUGAUCCGAUUGGACACAGAGACGAAGCUGAGCCCGGACCUGGCCCUUUGUUUUUUCACGGUGAGACCGCAUGAGAAAAUGGCCGCCCUGCUGCAUUUGCUUCAGGAGGUUAUUCAGGUGGGGACAGCGGCAGGUGGGGGGGGGAGGGAAAGGGAAAUAAGGGAAGAGGGCGAGGAUGAGGAAGAAUUAGGAGAAGAAAGGGAGGAUGAAGCAAGAGAAAGGGAAGGGAGAAGGAGGGGGUUUGCUGGGAGGGGCAAUGGGAAGCAGACGAUUAUAUUCGUUGCAACAAAGCAUCAUGCCGAGCUGUUACACGAAGUGUUACAAUCCGAACGGUUACCAUCUUCGGUGGUUUACGGUGCCAUGGACCAAACUGCCCGAAAAAUCCACAUCGCCAAGUUCCGGGCAGGCAGAACAUCUCUCCUCAUCGUGACCGACGUUGCUGCCCGAGGCAUCGACAUCCCUCUUCUCGACAACGUCAUAAAUUUCGACUUCCCGCCCAAGCCGAAACUUUUCGUGCAUCGGGCAGGCCGUGCAGCACGCGCUGGCCGUUCGGGCACCGCGUAUUCUUUUUUCACGGCAGAAGAGCUGCCCUUCGUGCUCGACCUGCACCUUUUCCUCUCCAAACCCAUCCGCCCGGCGCCGCUAGAUUCCGAGAUCGAGGCGACAGGUGGCGCGAGCCUAUUGGCCGCAAAGGAAGCGCAGGAGCGGAGCGAAACAGUCUAUGGAAGAUACAUUCAAACCGAGCUGGACCGUUAUUUGGAGAGGUUGAGGGAGUUGGAGAGUUCAAGUGUGGCUGUGGGUAUGCUGCAGAAGGUGGCUGGGAAGGCCAUGAAGCUGUACCUGCGAACACGGCCGGCUGCUUCGAAUGAGAGUGCGAAGCGGAGCAAGGCGAUGGCGGGGAGGGAGGGCGUGCACCUGCUGCUGAGGGAGCGCUUGGGCGGGCUGGAGUCAGCUGCUGCUGCCUUUGCCGAGCACCUUAAGAAGUUCAGGCCGAAGCAGACAGUGCUAGAGCUCGAGGCAGAAGCUGCCACAGCGAAGAAGAAAGUGGUGCGUUGCGCCCUUUUUCUUCCCAACCUGCUUUCCCCAUCUUCCCUUCCCAUAGCAGCGGGAUUGGAUGUGAUGCGAGCCAAGAGGGAGGCGAAUCAGAGGGCCAUCAGCAAUACCACCCCCCUCUUCUGUUUCCCCCUCCCCAUCUGUCAUGCUUCCCGCUCCGUCUCCUCCUCGUGCCCUCCCCUCCCUCCGUCACCCCAGGGCCCCAUAGCGGCGGGAUUGGAUGUGAUGCGGGCAAAGAGGGAGGCGCAUCAGACGGCCAUCAGCAAGCGGCGAGACAAGCUCGUGGCGGAGGGCCGCGAGGUGUGGGGCCAUGGGCUGGGGGACGAUGGGGAGGAGGAUGAGGAUGUGGGUGGAGAGGUGGAGGAGGGGGAGGAGGGAGAUGAGGGAGAGGAGGGAGAUGAGGGAGAUGAGGGUGAGGAGGGAGAGGAGGGAGAGGAGGGAGAGGAGGACGAGGAAGGGGAGGAUGAUGAAUUUGAUGGUGUUUUGGAGGGAGACGAGGGAGAGGAUGAAGGGGAAGAGGGAGGGGAGGAGGAUGAAGUGGUGACGGAGAUGGAUGGUGAUAGUGAUGAAGAGGGGGAGGCGGGUGGGGGGAAAAGGAAGAGGAAGGAGGGGGAGGGCGGAGGGGGGGGCGGGCAGGGGAGGGGGACGAAGAGGGAGAAGCCAACCACCUUCAAGGAUGACCAGUUCUUUAUCAACAGUAUCCCACCCAACAGGCAUUGGGAGAGCGGUCUUUCAGUCAACGGGCGGCCCAAGAACGAGUUCUCAGCUGAAGUGCAAAAGUUUGAGGCAGAGGUGCUGGAUCUGGCUCCUGAUGAUGGCGAAGGGGCGCAGAAGAGGAAAUCAGUGUUCCACUGGGAUAAGAAGAGCAAGAAGUACGUCAAGCUGAACCCCGGGGAGACACUAGGGCCAUCGGGCAAGGUGCGCACGGAGAGUGGCACCAAGACCAGCGCGGGCAGCAAGGGCAUCUACAAGCGGUGGAAGGAGAAGACGCACAUGCGCGUGGGCGGCAGAGGGCCACGUGGCAGCGCUGGAUUGGACGCCGGCGAGGAUGCUGACGGUGCUGGCGGCUUCUCCAGGGGGAGGGGAGGAGGGAGAGGGGGGAGAGGAGGCCGAGGAGGCAUGUCGGGCAGAGGAGGGGCGGGCGGGCGAGUGAGGGACGAGCUGCGCAGCGUGGAUGAGGUGAGGAAGAUGCGCCAGGGUGCCAUCGCUAGAGGAGGUGGAGGGAGAGGAGGGAGUGGAGGGAGAGGAGGAGGUGGAGGGAGAGGAGGGGGUGGGGGGAGAGGAGGGGGUGGAGGAAGGGGUGGGAGUGGAGGGAGGGGAGGAAGGGGAGGGAGCAGAGGGAGGGGAGGGAGUGGAGGGAGGGGUGGAGGGAGGGGAAGGGGUGGAGGAAGGCCGAGUUCCAGUGGGAGAGGGGGUGGUAGAGGGGGCAAAGGCAAGAUGGGAAGGGGUGGGAAUCGAUUGGACGAGGAAUCCGUGUGUCACAUGGCCUUUGAGCUCAUAUUCGCGUUCGACGAGGUCAUUUCGCUGGGCCACAAGGAGAACGUGACUAUAGCGCAGGUGAAGCAGUUCACGGAGAUGGAGAGCACGGCGGAGAAGCAGUACAAGGCGGACAUGCUGAGCAAGAUCAACGAGACCAAGGACCUCAUGAAGAAGAAGGCGCAGGAGAUCGAGAAGCUCCGGGCGGACAAGAGAGUCGAUCGUGGGGGGAUUUCAGGCGGGCUGUCGAGCAUGGGUCCUGGCGGGGGAGGGCGGGCGGGCGGGAGUAUGGCGGCGCCGUCCAAGGGCAUGGGCAUGAAGCUGGGCAAGUCCACCAAGACGAACCAGUUCCUCGAGUCCCUCAAGGCGGAGGGCGAGAACAUCGUCGAGGACGCCUCGCUCCUGUCCGCCGCCGCCGGUGCGGGUGCCGCGGGUGGUGCUGGCGGGCCAGCGGCGUUCGUGGCGACGGACCCGAUCACGAUCCUGGUGGAGGAGAAGGUGGUGGUGGUGUGGAAGCGCGACGGCGGGCUGGAGAACAUGGAGGUGCAGGGCACCAUGGCGCUCACCGUGCUCAAGGAAGAGGACGCCUUCAUCCGCAUCCAGAUCGAGGGCGGGCAUGACAAGAGCUUCCAAUUCAAGACGCAUCCGAACAUUGACAAGGCGCUGUACGGCAGCCAGAACAUCCUGGGCCUCAAGGACCCCAACCGACCCUUCCCCACCGGCAGCCCGCUCGGCAUCCUCAAGUGGCGGAUGCAGUCCAAGGAUGAGACCGUCGUCCCCAUCAGCAUCAACUGCUGGCCAUCGGUAUCGGGUGCGGACACGUAUGUGAACAUAGAGUACGAGGCCACGCAGGCCUUUGACCUGCGCCACGUGGUCGUUGAGAUCCCGCUGCCUGCCCUGCGUGAGGCUCCCACCCUCAAGGACUAUGAUGGCGAGCCCAGAUAUGAUUCGAGGAGAUCCGUGUUGGAGUGGUGCAUCGACCUCAUUGACAACUCCAACCGCAAUGGGUCGAUGGAGUUUGUGGUGCCGGCCACCAACCCAGACGUCUUCUUCCCCAUUGAAGUGCGCUUCACAUCCGCCAAGACCUUCUGCGACGUCAAGGUUUUAUCUGUCACUCAAGCAAGCAGUGGCCAACCAGUCAAGUUUGCAGGGAGAACACAGAUGAGUGUGGAAAGCUACCAAGUCGUUUAG
Closterium sp. Naga37s-1 is the source of this 4314-nucleotide messenger RNA. The record is from the annotation of a GenBank genome assembly. NCBI's taxonomy places the organism in Eukaryota, Viridiplantae, Streptophyta, Zygnematophyceae, Desmidiales, Closteriaceae.